Messenger RNA from Momordica charantia (bitter melon), 1062 nucleotides. Its product is annotated as ras-related protein RABE1c. The record is from RefSeq and is a predicted model, not a curated record. Gene Ontology annotation, molecular function: GTP binding; GTPase activity. Lineage: Eukaryota; Viridiplantae; Streptophyta; Magnoliopsida; Cucurbitales; Cucurbitaceae.
CACCCGCUUAAGAAAGGCAGAAGAGAGAGCGAAACAGAAAUCCGGGAAAAGGGUGGUUUUCUAUAGGGAGAGCCGCUCAGAACUCAGGAAAUUUCUCCCCAAAUUAACCAAACGAAUCACUUCACGCGCCACCACACGCGCCUCGCCGGAGACUCGGUUGCGGUUGUUCUCCCAUUCCUUUUUUCUUCUUUUGUCUUGUAAUCGGUUAUCGCUGAGGGAUAUAUAUAUAGUUUUUUUGUAUUCGAUUUAAUUGGAAUUAUUAUGGCUGCUCCACCUGCAAGAGCUCGAGCGGAUUAUGAUUAUCUCAUAAAGCUUCUUUUAAUCGGCGAUAGCGGUGUUGGUAAGAGUUGCCUUCUCUUACGUUUCUCAGAUGGUUCCUUCACCACUAGUUUUAUUACUACCAUUGGAAUUGAUUUUAAAAUCAGAACCAUUGAGCUUGAUGGAAAACGGAUCAAGCUCCAAAUUUGGGACACGGCUGGUCAAGAGCGGUUUCGUACAAUCACCACAGCUUACUACCGUGGAGCAAUGGGCAUUUUGCUGGUCUACGAUGUAACAGAUGAAUCAUCUUUCAACAACAUUAGAAACUGGAUUCGUAACAUCGAACAGCAUGCUUCUGAUAAUGUCAACAAGAUAUUGGUAGGAAACAAGGCCGACAUGGACGAAAGCAAAAGGGCUGUGCCAACGUCCAAAGGUCAGGCGCUCGCUGAUGAAUAUGGCAUCAAAUUCUUUGAAACCAGUGCAAAGACAAAUCUUAAUGUGGAAGAAGUUUUCUUCUCAAUAGCAAGGGAUAUAAAGCAACGUCUCGCUGAUACAGAUUCAAAAGCCGAGCCUUCAACGAUCAAGAUUAAUCAGGACCAGGGAGCCAAUGCUGGUCAGGCUGCGCAAAAAUCAGCCUGCUGUGGUUAACCCUUUGAAGCAAUGCUUGGUCCAUGUGCACUUCUAGUUAUUUUUGUGAUUCUUUUGAACUUCGUUUAGUUUGUAAUUGGUAGAUAGGUACUUUCAUGUUUUAGAAUUUCAUUUGUGAUCGUGUCUAUAUUAUUAAGGCAUUUAUUUGUUUCUUCU